ACUAUAAUGUCUUCGUUUGUUUAACUCAUCUCGAGGCACUGAAUCUCUGUUAGGGCUGUGGUAUUCUAGGGCUAGGCAGUUAUGUUAUUUGUACUUUCGUUUAAUAUGAGUGGCAAUUGCUUCGAUAUUUUGUUGUAUUGGUUACAGUUUUUAGAUUUUUACGUAAAUUUUGAGUUUUAGUGUCUGUUUGGUUGCCUAGAAAAUGGAGGAUGCUGGGGAGUUUUUAUUUUGAACAAAUUGCAUAGUUUAAAUUUAACAAAAGUUACGAUAGUCCGUUUGUUACUGCUAAUUUGUUAGUGUUUAUCUCAUUAAUAGUGGAUAUACGUUACUAUUCAUAUUUAGUAGUUGCUUUGGCUGCUUUUUGAAUGUCCCUUUUCUUUUUAUGGUUUUUGGAGUUAGUUGAGCUUUCAAAAAAAAAAAAAAAAGAGUUAGUUGAGCUUGCUAUGAUAGUCUUUGAUGCUUUUGAUGUUUGUUUGUUUCUGUUAAUGGGUAGCUGCCUUUUCUUUUUAUCUUGACUGAUGCUCCCUUGGUUUUAUUUCUAGCUUUAUGCUGUCAGUAUCUUUCUUUAUUUGGUCUGCCAGACUGCGGUUCUCAUAUGUACAUCUUGAUUUAGUGAACUCUGCCUGUAAUCAACUUUGACCUAUGUGAAGGUUGUUUUUCAUGUUGGUCAACGAGGAUGCCCCAUAAAUUGACUAGAAAACAAAGAAACAUCGUGCCAUUAGAUUGCAAUAGUGAAAAAAUACUAAGCUUUAAAUGUUAGGUUGGAGGCAACAACUAGCAACUUAAGAUGAAUUCAGAGCAAACACUUUUUAGUAGAUUUACUGUCAGAAUGCUAUGCGCUCUUGUCUAGGCUAUUCAGGAACAAUAGUUUAUUUCCACUGUUGUAUUUUCUCAUUCGGCUUCCUUGGCUGAGUUGAGAUACCUUGUAAUAAGCUCUGAUAAUGCAAUAAAAUGUGGGCUAGCGAAUGUCUGAAUGGCAGUAAAAUUAUUUAAGAACUUUAUACUUUUAGUAGUUAACUGGGGGACAAUUUCAGGCUUCAUAAGUUUAUGUUGUAUUUAAAUUUAUAUUAAUUGCAAAAGGAAUGAAGGUUUUAUACAACCAAGUUUGUGUGAUUAUUCACAUUGGUGGCUGUUCUGUGGAUAAUCUUGGUUCAGUGAGCUUCUUGUACCUGGUUCAUCCUUGCUCCAUACAGGAAAUACAUUUCCGUCCCCUUUUGUCUUAGUAGUUUCAUACAAGAAAAUGGAAGGCAUUAAUUAUCUUUCUUCUUUUUGCAAAAAAAAAAAGAAAAAAGAAGAAGUGGUUGUAUGGUUGAAGAAAUUUGAGAAUUGUUUUAUUGAAUAAGUUGUAUUUGUAGCGUAUUAGUUAUUGAAUUUAUGCCAUGCUGCUAUUUAAUUUGUUUGCUGGAUGCCUUUUUUUUUGACAUUUUUAUACUCAUUGCUACGCAUUCCCUUACAAAGUGAAGAGAAGAGGUGAAUUUGUUGCUUUAACCUUUUUUGCCAUGAAGACGCAAUAUGUUGGUUUUAUUCAUGCAGGAUAAGGUUGAGUUUUGAAACGUGGCAAGUGGAGUGAAUAUUUCAAAUGUAGUAAUUUUCUUCUCUCAAAAUUGUAGUUGCUGAAUAUUUUUGGCUUGGAUUAUCUAUGCCUGGCAACAAAGUUGGAGACAGGAUCCAUAAUUUCCUUGGCCAAGAGAGUUUGUCCCGUGGCCAACAUCAAUCGCAGGUAAUUGAUAGUACCUGGCCUGGCUUAAAUAACAAUCUGUGGGUUGGAAACCAGAGACAAGCUGGUGGGCCUCUUGUUUCCAGUUUGAAGAAUUUAAGCGUUCAUCAGUUAGAGUCUGACAGAGGACAUAGUGGCCAGUCUUCAAGCCUGCAGAACAAGUUGAACUUCACUCAAUCAGAUCUGAGGCCUGAAAUUGCCAGAAGUCAAUUGCAAAAUCAAGCACCUAUUGCAAAUGCUUAUGCGCAAGGGCACGAGUCUUUCCAGGCAAGGCACAAUGAAACGAAUUUAUUGGGAGUGGAAAUGGCGCACAGAGGCUUAUCACUUCUUGAUUCACCAAUAGGAAAUUGCCCUAAUUUUCAUAAAAAAAAUUCAUUGAGGUUGGAAUCUACUGAAUCUCCCAUAAAUUAUGAUCUUAUUGAGGGGCUACAACAAUUUAGUGGGAAGCAUCCUGGCUUGGUCCAACCUUUGUCAAGUCAGCAAUCAGGGAUGACUGACAUGCAGUUGUUACAGCAACAAGCAAUAAUGCAAGAAUUACAGAAACACCAACUUCCAAAGCCACAGUUGCAGUUACCAGAAGCAAGGCAGUUGAGCUCUGCGAAUCAGGUUUCCUCUGUUGUUAAACAGGUAUCAGAUAGCCUUUCUCCAGCUCUAAUCAAUGGCGUUCCUGUCCAUGAUGCUUCAAAUUAUUCCUGGCAUCCUGAGCACAUGACACCAAAUGCAAAUUUUCUGCGGCAUGGUGCCUCUCCAGCAGUGCAGGUAUCCUCUGGUAUGUUUUCCCCUGAGCAAGGUCACAUGCGUUUGAUGGGUUUGGUUCCUCAACAAGUUGAUCAAUCAUUUUAUGGGAUUUCUACCAGUGGUGCAAGGGGAAAUCCAUAUCAAUAUUCUUCUUUUCAAAUGGAUAAGCCUUUGAUGCAGCAGGUGCCAGCCAGUGGUUAUUCCUUUCUGGAUAAUCAGUAUGCUAUGUUUUCUGAUAAAGUGGGCUUGCAAGAUGGAACUUCAGUUUCUAGACAGGGUGAUCAGGAUAAUAAUGUAUUUGGGGCUGCUCAAGGUUUAAAUAGCAUAUUUCAUUCAGAAAACUUGCAGCAAAUGGUUAUCGAGCCAAAAAAUGCAGUGAUGCAGGAGUCUCCUUGGAGGCAAGAGCAUCGCAGUCCUCCAGAAACAUCCCUGGAGAAGUCAGCAAUUCAGGUCUCCUCUGCGCAGAGUGUGGCUACACUGGAUCCAACUGAAGAAAAGAUUUUGUUCGGUUCUGAUGACAGUAUGUGGGAUAUCUUGGGAAAGAGCACCAACCUAGGUUCAGGGUUGGAUGGUACAGACUCUUUAGGGGGAUUUCCUUCUGUGCAAAGUGGAAGUUGGAGUGCUCUUAUGCAGUCUGCUCUUGCAGAAACAUCCAGUAAUGAUACAAGGGUACGGGAAAAAUGGAGUGGUUCAGAUAUGCAUUGUUGUGAACCUCUAAAAGGAAACUUGCCAGCAUCAAUUGUCAAUGAUGACAGUAAACAGCAAUCGCCUUGGGCUGAUAACAACUUGCCUGAUGCCUUGUUCCUGAAAUCUAAUCCUUUAAGUAUGGACAAUACUGAUGUCCCAGAGAAUAAUGUCAGCCAAAAUCCUGCAAGCAUGCAAAGAGACAUCAAAGCUUUUGGCCAUUCUGUAAGAUCCAAUAAUGCUGAACAUCAAAACCAUUCAUUGUUGCAUCAGGUGCAGGCUGUUCGAAACAUAGAGGUUGAUCCAAGUAAUAGGAGUAUUAAAAGAUUCAAAGGUCCACCUGCAGACUCUAGUUUGGAUUCUCAGCAGGUAAGUUCCCCAGGUGCAGAACAAUUAUCUUAUGGAUCCAAUAGUCUGAUGAGAGAUGGCCUCGUUAAUAAUCCUUCAGUUCCUUCUGGAGACUCUAAACUGCUAAGCUCUUUAUCAAACAUUGGAGAUAAUCAUGAGACACAGUUAUCUGCUAAUACACUGGCAUUUCUUCAGGAUAAUUCCCAGCAUUUCUCCAAUUCUAAUAAUUCAGCUGCUAACAUCAGGGGUGAACACUCUCAGAUCAGUCUCCAGAUGGUUCUGUCCUGGUUUGAUCAGUAUGGGGCAAUUAAAAAUGGGAAAAUGUUCCCCAUACAUGAUGCCCAGAAAACUGCCUUGAAUGGUACGGAAAAAGCAUUCAUUGGUGUUCGGUCUUCUGACAGUUUGCAUGUUCAUUCAAGUGAGCAGCUAAAUGCUGCUGCUGAUGCUAAUCCACUAGAUAAAGCCCAGCAAAGCUCAAAGUUUAUGCCAGUAGCAACUGAGUAUAUCUCCCCUCACUCACAGCCACCUGAUGUUGCAAGUCAGAAUUUGGACACUGUGAGAGCAAUGAAGCGCAAAAUUAUGACAUUUGAGUUUUUACCGUGGCAUAGAGAAGUGACACAGGGUUCUCAAAGGCCUCAAAACAUCAGUGUGGCAGAAGUGGAAUGGGCUCAUGCAGCAAAUCGAUUGAAUGAGAAGGUUGAGAAUGAACCUGAAAUGAUUGAAGAUUGGCCACCAGUGCCUGGAUCAAAAAGAAGGCUUGUUUUGACAACGCAGCUUUUGCAGCAACUAAUUCGUGCUCCUCCAAGAGUAGUUCUUUCUGCAGAUGCCAGCAAAAACUAUGAGACUCUGGCCUAUUUUGUUGCCAGAUCAGUCUUAGGAGAUGCAUGCAGCACAGCAUAUAUACCUGAAAGUGACACAGCUGUACCUCCUCACAGUGGAAGCAUCCUCCCUGAAAAGCUUAGAGAGCAGCGAAACCAAUCCAUCUUAAAGGCUGCAGAAGAGUUUAUCGUCAGAGCGAAGAUGUUGGAAAAUGGUUUACAAAGUCUGGUCAAGAGAGCCUCAAUCUUGGACUUAAGACUGGAAUGUCAGGAUCAAGAGAAGGUUUCAGUCAUCACUCGUUUUGCCAAGUUCCAUAGCCGGGGGCAAGCAGAAGGGAUUGGAACAUCAUCGUUCCCAAAUUUUGUUGCGAAAGUUAACAGAUUCUUCGGGCAAAGAUACGUUCUUGCAGUACCUAUGCCUAGGAAUCUCCCUGAUAGGGUACAGUGUCUUUCACUCUGAUCAUUAAUUACUGAUUUCCCCUUUUUAGGGGGUCAACUACCGUUAUUAUCCCACCUCCUGCUUCUCUUCUAUGCUCCAAUUUCUUUUGCUCGUAAUUGAAGCACACAAAUGAAAAUGUAGGAUCAGAAGCACAUAGGGAUGUUCCCACAUUGUAGGCCAUUGAUGCAAGUCAAUCCCUAGGAAAUUAGUCUUCUUGCUGAUCAUAUUAAGCAUUUUGAUUUCCCACGGUUGUAUGUAUGAUCAUGCAUGCGCGCGUGCAUGCAUUUGUAUGGUGUAUCGAAUGAGCUGGAAUCAAAGAACAAUCUUCUUCACCGAAAGAAACGCAUGCCACCCCGCCUACAAAACUGAUCUUGCUGAUAUUAUAUGCGUGUGCAAUGAGUUCAAGAGAACUAUUGAAUGAUCCGAAAUCCGUAACCUCAAAUGAGCUUGGAAUUUGAUUCAUAUUUAAAAAAAUAACCUUGUUCUACCAUCAUAACUCAUUAGAGAAAUUUAAUAUAUACUAAAGAUCCGAAAAUAUCUGA
Molecule: messenger RNA, 5286 nt
Organism: Gossypium raimondii (Peruvian cotton)
Lineage: Eukaryota; Viridiplantae; Streptophyta; Magnoliopsida; Malvales; Malvaceae
Exons: 7
Coding region: 1640-4765 (1041 amino acids)
Source: RefSeq, a predicted model, not a curated record